This is a messenger RNA of Leptopilina boulardi, 5684 nucleotides long. RefSeq names its product E3 ubiquitin-protein ligase MYLIP (gene dnr1). The transcript is spliced from 7 exons. Gene Ontology annotation, cellular component: cytoskeleton. Gene Ontology annotation, biological process: ubiquitin-dependent protein catabolic process. Gene Ontology annotation, molecular function: ubiquitin-protein transferase activity. The record is from RefSeq and is a predicted model, not a curated record. Bases 447 to 1889 code for a protein of 480 amino acids. Lineage: Eukaryota; Metazoa; Arthropoda; Insecta; Hymenoptera; Figitidae.
GCGAACUAAUUCUCAUAACGGAGGAGAAGUAGCAGUUCGUGUCAUUCCGCACCGAGAAAUGGAAGUCGACACGACACGUUUGGUCUGUACGAGCCCUAGUUCGCGAUUGUUGUCAUUGUCUUUGUCGUUUUACGAAAAGGAAGUUGUGGGAUUUCGCGAAGUGACAUUUAAUUUAACUGAUCAAUUGUUUCAUUAAUUUGUUAUGACAAGAAGCACGUCAGUAGGUAAAGCCGGUCGCCGACCAUCAGCCGCGAUUCCGGAGAACAGAGUCUAGUCGAAAAAGCGCGAGACCGUGUUGUGACGUGUGUUUUGGUUUAGUUUUUUUUUCCUAAUUAUACAUGCUUGAGGGCUUAUCGACGUAUUUCCAACGAAUCAAAAGAGGUUUAGGUUACAAGUUGACAAGUUAAAAUUCGCAACAAAAGAAGGCAAAACAAAACAAAAAAAAAAUGUGGUGUCUCAUUAGCCAGGCGAACUCGGUGAUCCUCGAGGUUCAGGUAGACCCCAGGGCAAUUGGUCAGGAGUGUCUUGAAAAGGUGUGCGAUUGUCUUGGAAUCAGCAAGGAGUGUGACUAUUUUGGAUUGAAAUAUCAAAAUGCAAAAGGAGAAGAACUCUGGCUAAAUCUUCGAAAUCCUAUUGAGAGACAGACUGGUGGUGGAGUUGCACCUCUCAGAUUUGCACUAAGAGUGAAGUUUUGGGUGCCGCCUCACCUGUUGCUGCAGGAGGCAACCAGGCAUCAAUUCUAUUUGCAUUCACGUUUGGAAUUGGUGGAGGGCAGAUUGAAGGUUUCUGAUUGGGUAUCUGUGGCCCGUUUGGUUGCUUUAAUUGCCCAAGCCGAUGGAGGUGAUUACGACGCCUUGCAACCACCGCAUGCACUUUAUUCCCAGUGCUGUCAUAUUCAACCGACUGAACCUUGCGAACCAAAACCUCAGGACUUUUUACAUCGAAUUGUCCAACAACACAAGGAAAUUAAGAGCAUGAAAGCAUCGACUGCUGAAUAUUGGCUAUUAAAAGAAGUUUCAAAUUUGGAUACAUUUGGUCAAGAAAUGUUUAACAGUAAAUUCGGAUAUAAUGGAAUUUCAAUGAUUGGCGUUGGACCUCACGGAAUUACAGUUUAUCGCAGUCAAGAAGACGAGAUACAAAACAUACCCUACACGGCUAUACAAAGCGCAACUUCCCAGAGACGGAUGUUUCAUCUAGUCUAUCUUUCUCUCGACGGCGAGGAAACUUCAUUGGAUUUCAAACUCGACUCAAGUCAAUCCGCUAGCGGAUUGUAUAGAGCGAUUACAGAAAAACACGCAUUCUACAGUUGCGAAACUGUUAGAAGUGCCGUCACAGCCCAAUUUAUUAGAGAUUUAAAGGGAACGAUAAUUUCAAUAUUCAAUGAGGAUUCAACUCUCGGCAAGAAAUAUGUGUUCGAUAUUCGUAGAACCUGCAGGGAAGUUUACGACAAUGCGCGUCGUGCACUUUAUUGCGAAUCGGCAAAUAUAGCUUUACCAGAAGAAAAUGAAAUUUUGGAGAAAAACGAUUGCAAGGAUUGCGAAAAUCCAAAGUGCAAGGAAUCACGCGAAUGUUUGGCAAGGCUUUUGGAUGCAAUGCUGUGUCGUAUCUGCAUGGAUCGCAGUUUAGACACAGCUUUAUUUCCAUGUGGACACGCGGUGGCAUGUUUGGAUUGCGCAAGACGUUGCGAACGUUGUCCACUGUGUCGUGCCGACAUCGAUCAUUGUCGAACAAUUUAUCUUCCUUUGGAAUUGACGAAUGUCGAUAAACACAGUUCAAAAAUUUCCCUCAAUAAUAAUGAAACAUCGUCCUAUAUUCCAAAAACAACCGAAGUCAUUGACGAAAGGAUCCUAACAAAUGAGAUGGAUGUGGUUAAUAACAGCAUCAUUUGAGAACGCCGGGAGGAUCGAAAAUUCAGCGCAGUCGAGAGAAUCGUCAGAAUUUUCACAUGCCGAAUCGAAAAGGCAUAUUAAGCAAGAUUUCUUUUUAAUUCUGUUAAUUUUAAUUUUCAAUUUUUAUUUUGUUACCCAAUUGAAAUUUGUGAUACUAUUUUUUUUUUUUAUUUUAAUUGGCAAAUUAGCGAAAAUGUUUUUGUUUUUCUCAAUUUCUUAUUUGUUCGUACGCCUAAAUGAUGUAAAUACGAGACUUUUAGUUCGAAAAUUAUAUAUUUUUCAUAAAAAAAAAAAAAAUAAGAAAAGAAAACGCAAAUCGAAAUUGUUUUUAAAAAAAAUCGUUCUUUUCCUUCUAUAAUAUAGUGAUAUACAUAACAAAAAAAAAAAAAAAAAACGAAAAGAUCUAAUCUUUCUAAAAAAAAAAUUAAAUCAAGCAUCAAAAAUGAUUCUAGAUUUUUUUUCGAAUAUUAUAUGUAUAUGUGUGUAUGUAUGUAAAUUUUGCAUAAAUGUGCGAGAAUUUUUAAAUUUAAUUUGUAAAAUUAAAUAAAGUACAUCCCUUUUGUGAUGGGGAUGACAAAAGUGCUAUUAGCAGCAGAAAUUGUUCGAGAAAUAAUGCUGCCGCGAUUUUUGAUUAAAAAUUCGCGAUAUCAAUAGAAAGAGAGAAAGAGAGUAUGAUUGAAAUUACGAGAGAAAGGAAAAAAAAUUGAUUGGAAAAAAAAAAUGAAAAUGAGAGAGGAAAACUCGUUUUGAGAAACAAAAUCGAGAAAAAAAUCGAAAAAGUAAAUUGAGAAUAGAAAGAAUAUAGAGAGAAUUAUAAAUCAGAAAGUAAAAAAAAAAAAGGUAAGACAAAUUUUUUCAGAAUACUUUUUCUAUAUGAGGAAGCAAAAUAAUUGAAGUGAGAAAAAAAAAAUAUCUAACGAAACCGAGUGAAUAAGUGUGAAAGGCCCGAGAGAAAGAGAAAUUGAAUGUAAUGUGUACGUGAUUUUUAUUGUUGAGUGAUAAAUGGACCAACGUGUUUUUUAUGACUCAUUUAAGACAUUUUCCUUUCGCAGAUGUUGCUUCAAAGUUUUAGCACAUUUCCCCCCCCCACCUCCUUUCUUUUAUUUUCGACACUUUUUUUUUUGUAUCAAAGGCCUAACCAGGUUCAGAGGUCAUUGAUUCUUUUUAUCAAAAGGAAAUGACCCUCUGGUAUAAUAAUUAGUAUAUAUAUACAUAUAUAUAAAACAUGAUUAUUCACUAUGAAAAUAGAAAUGAAAAUUUCAAUUUAAAUUCCCGGGGAAGUGUCAUGAAAAUAUAUUUAAAAUUGCACUGAAUCGAAAGCAAAAUGAAAAUUAAAAAAAGAAACUUAACGUAAAAAAAAGAAAAUUAGUCAUUGAGUAAAAAUACAAAAAUACUAAAGCAAUAUAAAAAUAAAAUAGAAAAUUACACAACUUGGGAGUAAAAAAUAAAAAUAAUUCGAAAUAAAUAUGAAAAAAAAAUCGUAUUCAAAAAUUUCAUCGAAUAAAAUUAUAAAUAAUUUUAAAUAGUAAAAAUAAUUAUUAAAAAAAUAGAAUCAAGAAUUUAAAAAAAAAUGCAAAUAAUGAAAUAAUAAGAAUGGAAAUUUUUUGAAAUUAUUAAAUUAAAAAAAAUUAAUAAAAUAGAAAAUCGAGGGAAUAAUUAAAAAAAUUCAAAUUAAAUGGUAAUAAAAAUUAAUUGUACCAAAUAAUUUUUAUUGAAAUCAAAUAAAUUUUGUAAAAAAAAAUAUUAUCAAUUUUUAUGUAAUUUUGAUUUUAUAAUUACAAUAAAAAACGGUUUUCAACAAAAAAAAAAUUGUAAUUUGUAAUUAAUUAAUUUUAAAUUUUUAUUUUUUUUCAUUCUUUAAUUACAUAUUCUCAUAAAAUAACAAAAUAUUAUUUAUCUAAUUAAAUAAUUAAUAAAUUCAAAAUUAAUACAAAAAAAUAAAAAUUUCAUAAAAAAUACUGAAAAUUUUUAAUCUUUUUCAAUACAAAAAAAAAAAAUAAAAUAAAAUAAACAUUUCCUCAGUUCAGUGCAAUUUUAAAUAUAAAUAGGAAUUGUGUCAAUUUCAAAAGUACGUGAAUGCUACGAAAUGAAAAAAAAUCACAUCUACUCGUUAUAUUUUCACGAAAUAUUUACAACACGAGUAGAAAAUAAUAAUACUACCAUAAUAUGUGUUUAUAUGUACAAAUAAAAUAUAAUAAAACGAAAAUCAAGCGAAGUUAAUACGUUUACAAAAAAAAAAAAAAAAGAAAUUUCAUUCAAUUUUGUUAAUUCCAAAUUAUCAGUUUAUCACAGGAAGAUAAUACAAUAAAAAAUAAACAAAAAUCGCUUGAAACUAAUUCAAUGAACGAACACUCGGUAAUUGUUCUUCAUUUUUUAAAUAUAUACGCUUAAAAAACAAAAGGAGAGAGUUUUUAAGAAAAAGGCAACAAAUCAUUUUACGAAAGAAGUUAAAUAUACAUAAUAAUAAUAAUAAUAAUAAUAAUAAUAAUAUCAUUAGCAAAUGAAAUAAUUUUUAAUUAAUAAAAAAAAUAAAUUUACAAAAUUAUCAUUUCAAAUAAAUUCUAUCUUUUCUUUGAAUUUUAAUUUAUUAAAAAAAAAAAUUUCUUCAAAAAUGAUAAAAUUUAUUUGAUUUGUUCUGAGAGAUAAAUGUAUACGUGUGAAAGAGAGAAAGAGAAAAAAUGAAAAUUGUGGCAAUCAAUUAUAGUCAUUCAUCAAUAAAAUGUACACACAUAGUUCGUAAAAAUUAUUUAUAAGAAAAAUCGCUAAAUUUAAGCCCGAAAUUUGUAUUUACACGCAAUCGCAUUUGAUGUUAAUCAUAUAAAAUAAGAAUUAAAAAAUUUGUAACGCAAAUUUCUUUUUUUUUUCAAAACAUAAUAUAUAAGAAAUAAAAAAAAAAAACUUCAAGAUUUUGCAAAAUAGAAACAUUCAGAAAUUCUGAAGAAUUAGAAAAAGCAUAUAAAAUAAUAAGUAAGAAAAAAACAUUUCUCAACAGAUUAUAAAUAAAUAAAUAAAAAAAUUGUGAGAUUUAUCAAUAAGUAAGAAAUCAAAUUGUAUAAUAAAACAAAAAAAUUAAAGUAAAAUUACAAAUGAUAAAAAUAGAUAAUGAGAAUAGAAUUCAAAUAAUUUUGGGUGUAAAUACAAUUAUAAAACAAAAAAAAAACCGUUAUCUGCAAAGCUGUUGUCGAUCACUGUAAAAUUAUUACGACUGCUUAAUUAUUAAGUUUUGCUUAGCGUUUUUUCCCCCCCCCCCUCUUUCAACUUCUUUUUUUUGUGAGUUUAUUGUGGGUGCGACUGUUUUUCGAGGAAAGUGGACUGAAAAUUUAUAAAUCCCCGAAAAAUAUCUUUCUACUACUAUUGCGUGUCUAUUUGAAUAAUAUUUAAGAAUUACAAUGAUAAUAAUAAUAAUAAUAAUAAUAAUAAAUAAUAAUAAUAAACGAUUACAAUAAUAACGCUAGGAAAAUAACGAGAUUUCUUGUGAUUACGUCAUUGUACGGUAAAACUUUAAAAAAAAAAAAUAAACAUCCUAGUUCUUAGAAUCCGCAAAACGAGAAUCGAUGUACGAUCUCAUAACUCGAAAAAAAAAUCAUUAUUUGCAAAGAGUAUUUUUCAAGUAUUUCUUAUGAUUUUUUAGUAUUAAAAGAAACCAGGGGUCCACUACUCAUGGUGGCAUAAUAAUAAUAAUAAUAAUAAUAAUACAUAUGUGAAACAUAUUGAAUCAAUUCGAAUGACAUAACACAUAGAAUUACGUACCACAUCGUGUCCCCUCUUAAAAAUGAUUAAAUAUCAUAAAAUUUA